GGUUACUGCUGAUGACCCAAUUCGCUUACUUACUGAACGCGACCGGUCGACUGGCGGGCAAGUACGCACUUGGGAAGAUCAGUUAGUCAACCAUGGCAAAGAGUAUAUUAUCCCAGCUGUUUGCUGUGGUUUUCACGGUGAGCUAUGCCCUUUUUGGAGGCACCAUGGUCUGCUUGCAUCUCAUGAUUGCGGCCAUCAAGAAGGGACCAAAGCGGGUCUUCAGCUGGAAGACACGGGACACCAGACCCAAAUGCUUGGACAAUCCGGAUCUCGGGACCCACGGUUUCAUACGCACCAAGGACGUUAGGCUGCACUACGUAUCAGCUGGUGACGAGACUAAACCCCUGAUGCUGAUGUUGCACGGCUUCCCCGAGUGUUGGUACUCGUGGCGCUAUCAGAUCAUGGAAUUCAAGAAAGACUACAGGGUUGUUGCCAUUGAUCAGCGUGCGUAUGGAGACUCGGACACUCCGAGCGGUGUCGCCAACUACACCAUGGACAAACUUACAGAGGAUGUAAAGGAAGUUGUGAAAGGCCUGGGCUACAAUUCAUGCACCCUGGUGGCCCAUGACUGGGGUGGAGCUAUUGCCUGGUACGUGGCUGCAACCUAUCCCGAUAUCGUGGACAAGCUCAUCGUCAUGAACAUACCCCACCCCCGUUGCUUUAACGACAACCUCAACUGGAGACAGAUCCUGGCUUCUUGGUACAUUUUCUUCUUCCAGCUGCCGUUCCUCCCCGAACUCAAUUGCCGGUCGAAUGACUAUGGGUUCAUCUCGGGAGCCUUCCUGUCGGACGGUAUGGGUCUCCGACACAAAGAGAACAUGAGCAAGGAAGACAUCGAGGCAUUCAAGUACUGCACCUCUCAGAAAGGUAACCUGACCGGGAUGAUCAACUACUACCGUGCCGCCGUCCGCUACCCCCCACGCAUCAAGUCCACUAUGACCACCCCGACCCUCAUCGUCUGGGGUGACCAGGACAAAGCGCUGACCAUAAAACUCCUGGACGGGACGGACAAAUACGUCCAGAACCUGACCAUCAAGAUCGUACCGGGGGCCAGUCACUGGGUGCAGCAGGACGCGCCAGACGUGGUCAACAAGCACAUGAGGGACUUCCUCAGCGGACAGUGAAAAAAAGGCUUGAGACGUACUGGUAAGAAGGAGUGAUGUACUAACAGGGACGGGCUUAGUUACAUGUACGUACAGGGUGAGUUAAAAAAAAAGCGGAACCGAAACCCCCCAAAACAUAUUUCAUAUUAUAAAAAAGAUGUAGCACCAAAAAUGAUAAUGACUGGAAAGCUAAUAUCAUAAACUACUUUUAGAUGAAAAAAUAACACAAAUUAAUCAAUCCGUUCAUAAAGUAUAUCACCAGUUAAACGCAAUGACCCUAAAACCUCUUUCGUCAAAAAAUGCGAUUUUCAAGAAUCGUCGUCACAAGUAUCUUCAAACAUCACCAGCGAUAAACCCUCAGGUGAAAAGUUAAAA
Patiria miniata (bat star) is the source of this 1478-nucleotide messenger RNA. RefSeq names its product epoxide hydrolase 4-like. NCBI's taxonomy places the organism in Eukaryota, Metazoa, Echinodermata, Asteroidea, Valvatida, Asterinidae. The record is from RefSeq and is a predicted model, not a curated record. Gene Ontology annotation, molecular function: hydrolase activity. The transcript has 7 exons. Bases 93 to 1124 code for a protein of 343 amino acids.